AUGGCCAGUAAUACAGAGACCGUGACUCUCGAAGAGUAUGUCCAAGUGCCAGAAACGUCCGAAAACCUGGAAUGGGCGGAUCUUGUGACACUUGAUUUGUCCGAUUUUGAACAACCUGGAGGGUUCUUCUACGUCAAGGGGCAUGGCUUCACCAAGGCGGAAGUCGACACCCAAUUCGCCCUGGCCAAGUCGGUCCUCUCCCUAACAGAGGGAGAAAAGACGCCGUACCGUGCAGCUCUGGAACAAGGCGAUUACAACGGCUGGAAACCAGCAGGCACACGUAAUCUGAUACCCGGUGUGAAGGAUAACUUUGAAAUUUACAAUAUUCCAAAGUUCACACCCGAGCACUCGCAGCGUCCUCAGCCAGAUGCUGUAAAGCAGCAUUGGGACGAGAUUGGAACAUUCUCAAAGAGAAUCCACAAUGAUAUUGUGAAGAAGUUGCUGGUGAUAUUUGCUAUCGCUCUCGAGCUAAAGGAUGAAGAAUGGUUCGUCAACAAACACCGAUAUGAGAAAACCAGCGGGGACCACCUCCGAUACAUGAAGUACUAUAAAAGAAGCGAAGAAGAAAACCAGAAAUUGGGAGGUGUUUGGCUCAAAGGUCACUCUGAUAUGGGAAGUCUGACGCUCUUGUUCCGACAACCCGUCGCAGCAUUACAGGUAUUGACACACGAGGGGGUCUGGAAAUGGGUCAAGCCGCAGAGCGAUGCGUUGACUGUCAACAUUGCCGAUGCCCUCCAAUUUCUGACCAAUGGAUAUCUCAAGUCAAGCAUCCACAGGGUUGUCGCCCCUCCAAAAGACCAGGCACAUAUUGACAGGCUAGGUGAUCUGUACAUGGUGCGGAUAGAGGAUGACACGGAUCUCGUCCCGAUCAAGGAGUCUCCUGUGUUGGCAAGGCGCGGGCUUGUCGAGAAUCAAAUCCUUGGCAGUGACGGAGAGCCUGUGAAGGCUGGUGAAUGGGUCAAGCAGAGAAUUAUCAAGAACUUGGGAAACUCUACAGAGGCGACUGGCGACAAUGAAGUAGGCGAGAUCGAGAUCGUCAGAGGAGUCAGGGUCAAGUAUUUUGAGUAA
Messenger RNA from Pestalotiopsis fici W106-1, 1068 nucleotides. RefSeq lists its product as uncharacterized. Lineage: Eukaryota; Fungi; Ascomycota; Sordariomycetes; Amphisphaeriales; Sporocadaceae. Gene Ontology annotation, molecular function: dioxygenase activity. The coding region runs from base 1 to 1068 and encodes 355 amino acids. The record is from RefSeq and is a predicted model, not a curated record. The transcript has 4 exons.